This is a messenger RNA of Octopus bimaculoides (California two-spot octopus), 3495 nucleotides long. RefSeq lists its product as uncharacterized. The record is from RefSeq and is a predicted model, not a curated record. Lineage: Eukaryota; Metazoa; Mollusca; Cephalopoda; Octopoda; Octopodidae.
UAGAUCGAUCCAGUACGCAAUUGAUGCUUAAUUUAUCGACCCCGAAAGGAUGAAAGGCAAAGUCGACUUCGGCUGAAUUUGAACUCAGAACAUAAAGACAGAAUACCGCUAAGCAUUUCGUCCGGCAUGCUAACGUUUCUGCCAGCUCACCGCCUUUAGAUAUAUAAAAUAUUACGAGUCACUGUGUAACCACGUGGAUCUAGUUCAGUUCCAUUGCAGAACAUCUUGGAUGCGUAUUUUCUACUCUAGCCCAGGACUGACCAAUGCCUUGUCACUGUAUUUGGCAGAUAAUAACCGUACAAACUCAUCACCAUCAUCAUCACUUAUCGAUGUCCAUGUUUCAGGCUUGCAUUGGUUGGAUGGUUCGUUUAUUCAAAAUAUCAGAAACAGCAAAGAACUGUUUCCAUCAGAUACCUUGUCAAUAUUAAUCAUCUUUGAAAGACUAAAGGAAAAUGUUUAUAAAGAACAUAUCUAACAACACUGCUUAUAUAAAUCCAUGGUGACUUCCUGGUAAUAUCUCUUUGGAACUGAGAUGAAUAUCAGCAUUUGUCAUCUUCAAUUCCUGAAAAGUUUACAAACUGAUUUUGGAGUUUAAUUUUUCUUUUCCAUUUCAUAUAAUAUAUACAAAUUCAUUUCACAUACUUAUUUUAAAGUUGGAAGAAUUUAUAAAAGAGUUUGCAGCAUCUUCUGAUAUCACCAAAGGUCACAGUUGAGGGAGAUAUAGUAUCAAGAAUAUUUGGGAGGAAGAAAAUAUAAAACCGAAAAGAGAAUCGUUUGUAUAUUGUUGUAGGAAAAGGAAAAUUAUGGAAAAUAAUUUAAGUGAGAACGAGGUUAAAUGUGAAAUACAGAAGAUUGACUUUUCUGAUGAUGUAAAGAAUGAGAAAGGUAAAAAAUUAUACCAUUGUGAUAUCUGUGGUAAAUCAUUUUCUACAAGUAGCAACUUGUCUAAGCAUAAAUCUGUUCAUACAGGAGAGAAGCCAUAUCACUGUGAUGUCUGUGGUAAAUCAUUUUAUCAAAGUGAUAAAUUAACUUACCACAUACGCAUUCAUACAGGGGAAAAGCCAUAUGUCUGUGAUGUCUGUGGUAAAUCAUUUUCUACAAGUAGCAGCCUAACUAAACAUAAAGUUGUACAUACAGGGGAAAAACCAUAUCGCUGUGAUAUCUGUGGUAAAUCAUUCUCUCACAGUAGAAACUUGUCUAAGCAUAAAUCGGUUCAUACAGGAGAGAAACCAUAUCAUUGUGAUAUUUGUGGUAAAUCAUUCUCUCACAAUGGUGCCUUAGCUAAACACAAAGCCAUUCAUACAGGAGAGAAGCCAUAUCACUGUGAUGUCUGUGGUAAAUCAUUUUGUCAAAGUGAUAAAUUAACUUACCACAUACGCAUUCAUACAGGGGAAAAGCCAUAUGUCUGUGAUGUCUGUGGUAAAUCAUUCUCUCACAGUAGCAACUUGUCUAAGCAUAAAUCCAUUCAUACAGGAGAGAAACCAUAUCACUGUGAUAUUUGUGGUAAAUCAUUCUCUCACAAUGGUGCCUUAGCUAAACACAAACGUACACAUACAGGAGAGAAGCCAUAUCACUGUGAUGUCUGUGGUAAAUCAUUUUAUCAAAGUGAUAAGUUAAAUAACCACAUAUGCAUUCAUAUAGAGGAAAAGCCAUAUGUUUGUGAUGUCUGUGGUAAAUUGUUCUCUGAGAAUAGUUCCUUAACUCAACAUAAACUUAUUCAUACAAUGGAAAACUCAUUUUCUGAUAAACCAUUCUCCAGCGGUGACAGUUUUGCUAAACGCAUGCACAUUCGUGCAGGAGAAAAACAACAUCACUGUGAUAUCUGUGGUAAAUCAUUCUUUAAAAGUAACGACUUAAAAAGACACAAAUAUGUCCAUACAGGAGAGAAGCCUUAUCAAUGUGACAUCUGUGAGAAAUCUUUCUCUCAGAAAUUUUGUUUAAAUAAACACAAAUUUACACAUACGGGAGAGAAGCCAUAUCACUGUGAUGUCUGUGGUAAAUCAUUCUCUAAAAACAGUGACUUAACUAGACACAAAUACAUCCAUACAGGAGAGAAGCCUAAUCGUUGUGAGAUCUGUGGUAAAUCAUUCUCUCAAAAAAUUUGCUUAACUAAGCACAUAUAUAUUCACACAGGAGAGAAGCCAUAUCACUGUGAUAUCUGUGGGAAAUCAUUCUCUCAAAGUACUAGUUUAACUAUACACAAACGCACUCAUACAGGGGAAAAACCAUAUCAUUGUGAUAUCUGUGGUAAGUCUUUCUCAAAUAAAAGUGCCCUAACUUCUCAUAAAAAUACUCAUACAAGAGAUCAAUGUUACUUGUGUGAUGUGUGUGGUAAAGCAUUGUCUAACGUUCGUUGCUUAACCCAACACAAGGGUCUCCAUGCAGUUGAGAAACCAUAUCACUGUGAUAUCUGUGAUAAAUCAUUCUCUCAAAGUAGUGGUUUGAGUAAACACAAGCACAUUCAUACAGGAUGAAAGCCCUAUCACUGCAAUGUCUGUGGUUGGUCAUUCUCUGAAAAUGGUGACUUAACUAGACCCAAACUUAUUCAUAAAGGAGAGUCUUUAUGGUCACUGCAAUAUCUGAUUGAUUAAUCUCUAAUGGAAGCCAGUUAACUAAACACAAAUACAUUCAAACAGGAGUAAAACUUUAUCACACUGACAUUUGUGGUAAAUCUUUCUUUCAUGCAUAUAUGUUAACUACUUAUACAGGGGAAAAAACCUUAUUACUGUGAUGUCUAUGGUGAAUCAUCUGCUGAACCUGGUCACUUAACUAAACCCAAGCAUAUUCACACAGGAGUGAAACAAUAUUGUGACAUCUGUGGUGUUCAUGAGAUAAAUAUUUAUCUCAUGAAUUACAUUAACUACUCACAAACACUCAUACAAGCGAAAAACCUUACCACUGAGAUCUGUGAUGAAUCCUUCACUGACACUGGUCACUUUACUAAACUAAAGCUCAUUUAUAUAAGACUGAGGCUACAUUGUUGUGAUAUCUGUGGUAAACCAUUCUCUCAAAAUAGUAGCUUAACAACACUCAAAUGCAUUCAUACAGAGAAGGAGCUAUAUUACUGUGGUAAAUCAGUCUCUGAGAAUUGUUCCUUAACUAGGCAGAAAUACAUUUAUGCAGGAGUGUAGCCAUAUCACUUCAAUAUCUGGUAAAUUGUUUUUUUUAUGGAAGCCAAUUAACUAAAUAAAUACAUUCAUACAGGAGUAAAAAUGUAUCAUCGUGAUAGCUGUGGUAAAUCUUUAUUUCAUGGAUAUAUGUUUACUCAAUAUUAUUGAACAUUUAUGGUGCAUUUUAGAAGAAAAAGUAAGGAGUCAAUAUCCUCCACCAUCAUCACUUCAAGAACUGGAGACUGUUUUAGCUGAAAAAUGGACAAAAAUUCCUUUGGAAACAAUUCAAACUUUGUACGAGUCCAUACCUCAUAGAAUUCAAGCUGUAAUUACUGCCAAAGGUGGUCCUAUUCCAUAUUAAAAUAAAUUUGUUUGAAAUUUUAAA